AGUUGUGGAAGUGCAAAAAUACAGCAUUUGGUAACACGUCGUCUAUGGGGCAAAAUCGUUCCCAAUUGGAUGAUAUAAAGAUCUCUUCAGGCGGUGACAAUCAAGUAUCAGCUUAUUGCCACAUCAGUUCGAAGGAGCUCCUUGCUACGGCUGAAUUAACAACUAGGGCGAUUCUUCAAGGAAUCUGUAAUCCACGGGAAAUAGAAGAUCGGUUACACAACAUAGAAUCCCAAAUGGCUGACCAGCUUAAUGUCAUAAAGACAAUGAUUCUUAACAUCGAAGACAAAUUAGCACAACAAGAUAGUCAAUACCGUCGAGCUAACCGAAAGUUGCAUGGUGCCGUGGCAGAACUAAGUGAAUCUGUGCAGUCCUGCACGAGUCUGCCCAAUUCAGCAAGCAAUUCAAUCCAUGUUGAAACUUCUCAAGCAACGCCAACGUCCCAAUUGAAGCAGGCUCCUGCGUCUUCUUUUUACAGUUCACCUAUAACUAUUGGCGUAAGAAGCACCGGAGCCGACCCAGACGAAGAAGAUAUGCUGAAUCCUCGCCAAGAGGAGAUAGACCGAUACAAUAGUUCAAUUCACAUUGAGGGUGGAAAAAGAGUAUUCAGCUAUUUCUGGAAGGUUGGUGACAUGGAAUAUAAACUGAAAAGUUGGGGACCACGUCGCUCCUUGCGCUCGCCUAGUUUCUACAUAUUCGAAUAUGGAUACAUGAUGUAUAUUCGAUUGUUUCCACGUCAAAAUGGCCAAAAUGUUUACGCACAUGUUGGUUUAACCAAGGGAGAUUAUGACGAGGCUUUGGAAUGGCCAUUUAUUUUGAAACAUCGUAUAUCUAUUCUUGACCAAGUUUCAUCUCCCUUUCAAGAUAUUUCUUCACGAGUUUGGGAUCCGAAGAUUUUAUGUUCCGGGUGGAAUUGGAAACGCCCAGCUACGGGUGACAACCACGAAUGUGUCGGAUUGGGAUUUCCAACUGAAGAUCUUCGCGCACAACAUUUUCUCCGUGACGAUAACCUUCUCAUAAAACUAACCGUAUAUCUUGAUUAACAAGAUAUCUUAUUUUUAGUUUUACCACUUGAAGAUGGCUCUUUCGUUUCUUUGGUUAGGAAUUUUUAUAAAUGUAAACUUUUAAGUUUGUAUACAGUGGUUCCAGGUUGCCAUCUUGGCAAUUGGCCUUGUUUGCACUUUCUUCCAGUUUGGUGCAACCUAAAAAAAAGCAUUGACGUUGUCCAUAAGAAAAGGCUACGAAAAGAAGGACAGUAAAGGAAGGGAAGAAUAGAGUGGGGAUGAAAGGGGUCGGACUCUCUUUUUUCACUCUCCCUUUGUCUUUCCAUUCGUACAUUUUCUUAUGGACAAUGUCAAUGCCUUUUUUUAGGUUGCACCAAACUGGGAGAAAGUCCUAUCCAAGACGGCAACCUCGAACCACUCUAUUGUUGUUGUUAUAACGAGUUACAAUAAACACUUCUAUGAUGCCCUUGCAAA
This is a messenger RNA of Daphnia pulex (common water flea), 1475 nucleotides long. RefSeq lists its product as uncharacterized. Gene Ontology annotation, molecular function: protein binding. Lineage: Eukaryota; Metazoa; Arthropoda; Branchiopoda; Diplostraca; Daphniidae. The transcript has 9 exons. The coding region runs from base 45 to 1040 and encodes 331 amino acids. The record is from RefSeq and is a predicted model, not a curated record.